AAAAGCAUUUUAAUGAUAUAAGAUAAAUCGUGUUUAGUUAUUUGUAUAUAUGCACAUAAAUACUAUUAAAAGUCAUGUUUUUAUCUAAUGUGUUGUUAAAAAAAGCUAAAAGCAAAUUCAUUUUAGUAUUAUUAGAAAGCGUAGCAAGUGGUCACCGUGUUAUACGAUGUCGAGAAAGGGUAUCUGAUAAGUUGGAGGUAGUAAUAUUUGACCCUUAUGUUCAAGAUAAAGUGCUCUAUCGGGAGUGGAAGAAAAUUAAAAGUUUAUAAAUGUUAAUUUAGUAAAUGACUAACAUUAUGGU
Eufriesea mexicana is the source of this 301-nucleotide messenger RNA. It is a transcript of the gene mRpL33, whose product is annotated as mitochondrial ribosomal protein L33. Gene Ontology annotation, cellular component: mitochondrion. Gene Ontology annotation, biological process: translation. NCBI's taxonomy places the organism in Eukaryota, Metazoa, Arthropoda, Insecta, Hymenoptera, Apidae. Bases 75 to 269 code for a protein of 64 amino acids. The record is from RefSeq and is a predicted model, not a curated record. The transcript has 3 exons.